Neoarthrinium moseri is the source of this 1653-nucleotide messenger RNA. RefSeq lists its product as uncharacterized. NCBI's taxonomy places the organism in Eukaryota, Fungi, Ascomycota, Sordariomycetes, Amphisphaeriales, Apiosporaceae. Bases 1 to 1653 code for a protein of 550 amino acids. Gene Ontology annotation, biological process: fungal-type cell wall (1->3)-beta-D-glucan biosynthetic process. Gene Ontology annotation, cellular component: fungal-type cell wall; cytoplasm. Gene Ontology annotation, molecular function: 1,3-beta-glucanosyltransferase activity. The transcript has 2 exons. The record is from RefSeq and is a predicted model, not a curated record.
AUGAAGGCGUUCUCUCUCGCCUCGUGGGCGCCCCUCGGGGUCGCGCUGCUGGCUUCUGGCGCAUCCGCCGCCGACGCUGCUUGGUCCACCAUCCCGGCCAUCCAAGCCUCCGGCCAGCACUUCUUCUACAGCAACAAUGGAUCCCAGUUCUACCUGAAGGGCGUUGCCUAUCAGCAGAACUACGAGCCCAAUGGCACGGCCAACAAUGACCCCAAUGCCCAGUACACUGACCCUCUUGCCGACGCCAGCGCCUGCGCGAGAGAUAUCCCGUACAUGAAGCAGAUCUUCACCAACAUCAUCCGAGUCUAUGCUGUUGACCCCACCAAGAACCACGACGACUGCAUGCAGCAGCUCGCCGCCGCCGACAUCUACGUCGUCGCUGAUCUGAGCGAGCCCGGCGUUUCCAUCAACAGCAACGACCCCUCGUGGAACGAGCCGCUCUACAAGCGCUACACCAGCGUCAUCGACUCCCUGGCCAAAUACAACAACGUCAUCGGCUUCUUCGCCGGUAACGAGGUCGUCAGCGCCAGCAACCAGACUGCUGCUGCUGCUUUUGUCAAGGCGGCCGUCCGCGACACCAAGGGCUACAUCCAGCGCCACUACCGCAAGUCUCUGGGUGUGGGAUACGCUACGGCCGAUGUCCCCUCGAGAGACGAGCUGGCGGCUUAUUUUGCCUGUGAACCCGAGGCCAACUCUCCGUCGGGCAUCGACUUCUGGGGCUACAACGUCUACUCGUGGUGUGGAGAUAGCAACUAUGAGAAGUCGUCGUACGGCGAUCGUGUCAACUUCUUCUCCGACUACCCCGUUCCUGUGUUCUUUGCCGAGUAUGGCUGUAUCGAAGGUGUCGACGGCGGCCCAACACACCGACCUUUCACGGAGGUGCCCGUCCUCUACGGCAACAUGACCGAGGUCUUCUCGGGCGGUAUUGUCUACCAGUGGUUCAUGUCGGAGAACAACUACGGUUUGGUCCAGAUCGAUGGCAACAACGUCUCGCCCUACCCAGAUUUCACGUCGUUGAAGAACCAAUUGGCCACUGUCAGCCCCUCCAUUACCCAGUCGAGCAACUACAAGCCGGCCAACACGGCUCCUGCCUGCCCUACCGUGGGCUCCUCUUGGGCCGCCGCCCCCUCGCCCCUACCGCCGACCGUCAACCCUGAGCUCUGCGACUGUGAGCAAGCAGCCCUGAGCUGUGCUGUUGGCUCGGACGACGCCACGGCGUACGGCGACGCCUUCAACUUCAUCUGUGGCAAGAAUGCCAAGUACUGCGUGGGCAUCGAACGCAAUGCCACCUCGGGCACGUACGGCGCUAUCGGCGGAUGUGACCCCAAGGUUCAGUUGGGUUUCGUCGCCAACUCGUACUACCUGGACAACAACAAGGCUUCGUCCAACUGCGACUUCAACGGCCUUGCCACGGUACAGAAUGCCGCCAGCGCAGACACGUGCACUGCACUCCUCUCGGCUGUCGGUACCGAUGGUACGGGUAGUGUCCCUACUGCGACGGGUACCCAGGGCACAGGGGCAGCAGGCUCUUCGACAUCCAGCUUCGGAAUACCCGGAUACAGCACACCGGCCUACUUCGCCGUCGGAAAGACGCUCUUGGCUGUCUACUUUGUUGGCCUGGUGGUGUCUGGCGUUGGCAUGCUUGCUUUGUAA